Molecule: messenger RNA, 8183 nt
Organism: Pan troglodytes (chimpanzee)
Lineage: Eukaryota; Metazoa; Chordata; Mammalia; Primates; Hominidae
Gene: ZNF780A
Product: zinc finger protein 780A
Exons: 8
Coding region: 824-2800 (658 amino acids)
Biological process (GO): regulation of transcription by RNA polymerase II
Cellular component (GO): nucleus
Molecular function (GO): DNA-binding transcription factor activity, RNA polymerase II-specific
Source: RefSeq, a predicted model, not a curated record
UUCUGCUCAUUUGCAUUCUCCAUGGAGAGAAAAAGUAAGUUAUACUGACGCUCCGAGAGGGAAACGCUCUUCUCAGAUGGGGAUCCUUGCUCAUGGCAACAACCUGUGCACCCCGCGGGCUGGAACUCCCACGAAUCCACUAGGCCCGGCUCCCUUAGGGGUUAGCCCCCAUAGUAUGCUGGGAUCAACCUGAACGGAUCACAGCUCAAGGCUUCUGAGGCUUUUUCUGUUCGGGACUGUAUUUCCCAGCGGCCACCGCGCCAGUCCACUUCCGGUCUCCGGGGUCGACGACAUAGUGGGUCGUAUUAUCCAAAAGAAGGACCUGGAGGAGGAUGAGAGCGUUACUGCUGCACACCUAAAGUCAAGGAACAGGAGCAUUGGGAAUAUGUGAUUCAUUGCGACUGCUGCUUGUAUAUUAAGAAAAUGAGUGAGGGGCUCAAAUGAUCUAGGACAGAAAUUCUUUUUAAAUCGACAGAUAUAAUUGUAUGUAUUUAUCAUGUGCAACAUGAAGUUUUAUGAAUGCUGAACACUGCCAGUGCAAUUUGGUGCAAACACUGCCGGUGCAAAUAUGCUUUCCAGUUCUCAUGCCUUCCCCCACUGCACCCAAUCCUGAUUUCACAAAGAGGUUCUGGUUUGGAUGAUGCGAUCCCUUCUCAGCUCUGAAAGGUGGGACUGGGGGAGGAGGAUCUGCUAAGGGCAGGAUCAGAGGUCCAGUCCUAGGCCAAGAUGGGUAUCCCAAGAAUGGAGGACUGGCUGGAAGCCACAACUUCAAGGCAGAAAUGCCUGUGCUCGGCAUUCAUGCUUCUGCCGCAGGUUCCCUGGGAUGCAGGGGAGAAGCCUGAGGAAGAUUGACCAGUUUUGUAAUUCUAGCAACAUGGUCCAUGGAUCAGUGACAUUCAGGGAUGUGGCCAUUGACUUCUCUCAGGAGGAGUGGGAGUGCCUGCAGCCUGAUCAGAGGACCUUGUACAGGGAUGUGAUGUUGGAGAACUACAGCCACCUGAUCUCACUGGGAAGUUCCAUUUCUAAACCAGAUGUGAUUACAUUACUAGAGCAAGAGAAAGAGCCCUGGAUGGUUGUAAGGAAAGAAACAAGCAGACGGUAUCCAGAUUUGGAGUCAAAAUAUGGACCUGAGAAAGUAUCUCCAGAAAAUGAUACCUCUGAAGUAAAUUUACCCAAACAGGUUAUAAAGCAAAUAAGUACAACUCUUGGCGUUGAGGCCUUUUAUUUUAGAAAUGACUCAGAAUGUAGACGAUUUGAGGGACUACAGGGAUAUCAAGAAGGAAAUAUCAAUCAAAAGAUGAUCAGCUAUGAAAAACUGCCUACUUAUACUCCUCAUGCUUCUCUUAUUUGCAAUACACAUAAACCGUAUGAAUGUAAGGAAUGUGGGAAAUACUUUAGUCGUAGUGCAAAUCUUAUUCAGCAUCAGAGUAUUCAUACUGGAGAGAAACCCUUUGAAUGUAAGGAGUGUGGGAAAGCCUUUCGACUUCACAUACAAUUUACUCGACAUCAGAAAUUUCAUACUGGUGAGAAACCUUUUGAAUGUAACGAAUGUGGAAAGGCCUUUAGUCUUCUUACCCUGCUUAAUCGCCAUAAGAACAUUCACACAGGUGAGAAACUGUUUGAAUGUAAGGAAUGUGGGAAGUCCUUUAAUCGUAGUUCAAACCUUGUUCAACAUCAGAGUAUUCAUUCUGGUGUAAAACCAUAUGAAUGUAAGGAGUGUGGGAAAGGCUUUAAUCGUGGUGCACACCUUAUUCAGCAUCAGAAAAUUCAUUCCAAUGAGAAACCCUUUGUAUGUAAGGAAUGUGGGAUGGCCUUUCGAUAUCAUUACCAACUUAUUGAACAUUGCCAAAUUCAUACUGGUGAGAAACCCUUUGAAUGUAAAGAAUGUGGAAAGGCGUUUACUCUUCUGACAAAGCUUGUUCGACAUCAGAAGAUUCAUACUGGUGAGAAACCCUUUGAAUGCAGGGAAUGUGGGAAGGCCUUUAGUCUUCUCAACCAGCUUAAUCGCCAUAAGAACAUUCACACAGGUGAAAAACCGUUUGAAUGUAAGGAAUGUGGGAAGUCCUUUAAUCGUAGCUCAAACCUUGUUCAACAUCAGAGUAUUCAUGCUGGUAUAAAACCAUAUGAAUGUAAGGAGUGUGGGAAAGGCUUUAAUCGUGGUGCACACCUUAUUCAGCAUCAGAAAAUUCAUUCCAAUGAGAAACCUUUUGUAUGUAGGGAAUGUGAGAUGGCCUUUAGAUAUCAUUGCCAACUUAUUGAACAUUCUCGAAUUCAUACUGGUGACAAGCCAUUUGAAUGUCAAGACUGUGGGAAGGCCUUCAAUCGUGGCUCAAGCCUUGUUCAACAUCAGAGUAUUCACACUGGUGAGAAGCCCUAUGAAUGUAAGGAGUGUGGGAAGGCUUUUAGACUUUACCUACAACUUUCCCAACAUCAGAAAACUCACACAGGUGAGAAACCAUUUGAAUGUAAGGAAUGUGGGAAAUUCUUUCGUCGUGGUUCAAAUCUUAAUCAACAUCGAAGUAUUCAUACUGGAAAGAAACCCUUUGAAUGUAAGGAAUGUGGGAAAGCCUUUCGACUUCAUAUGCACCUUAUUCGACAUCAGAAAUUGCAUACUGGUGAGAAACCCUUUGAAUGUAAGGAGUGUGGGAAAGCCUUUCGACUUCAUAUGCAACUUAUUCGACAUCAGAAAUUGCAUACUGGUGAGAAACCCUUUGAAUGUAAGGAAUGUGGAAAGGUUUUUAGUCUUCCCACCCAGCUUAAUCGCCAUAAGAACAUUCACACAGGUGAGAAGCCAUCUUGAAUGUAAGGAAUGUGGAAAGUCCUUUAAUCGUGUCUCAAACCAUGUUCAACAUCAGAGUAUUCGUGCUGGUGUAAAACCAAGUGAAUGUAAGGGGUGUGGGAAAGGCUUCAUUCGUGGUUCAAACGUUAUUCAGCAUCAGAAAAUUCAUUCCAGUGAGAAACUCUUUGUAUGCUAGGAGUGGAGGAAGACCUUUAGAUAUCAUUACCAACUUAUUUAACAUUACCAAAUUCACACUGGUAAAAAACCCUUUGAAUGUAAAGAAUGUGGAAAGGCCUUCAGUUUUCUGACAUAGCUUGCUGGACUUCAGGUCAUUCAUACUGGCAAGAAGCCAUUUGAAUUUGAGAAAUGUGGGAAGGCCUUCAAUAGUGGCUCAAACCUUGUUCAACAUCAGAGUAUUCAUACUGGUGAGAAACUCUAUGAAUGUAAGGAGUGUGGGAAAACUUUCAGAUUUAAUUUGGUCCUGACUGCACAUCAAAGAAUUCAUACUGGUAUGAAACCCUGUGAAUGUACAGAAUGUGGGAAGACCUUUAGUUGUAGCUCAAACAUUGUUCAACAUGUUAAAAUUCAUACUGGUGAGAAACCCUAUAAUGUAAGGAAUAUGGGAAAGCAUUUACUGUGGAUGAUCAGCUGUCUCAACAUCAGAAAAUUCAGAAUAGUUAGAAAUUUUGUGACCAUAAGGAGUGUGGACAAGCCUUCACUGUGUACGAAAAAUUUACUCAACACCAGAGAGCUCAUAUUGAUGAGAAAUCUUGUGAACAUAGAAGAAUGUGUGAAGAACUUUCAUCAUGGCCUGGGAUUUGCUCAACUUCUGAGUAUUCAUACUUCUGAGAAAUCUUUGAGUGUAAGGAAUGUGGGGCGUUUUAUAGCCACACUAAAUACCUUAGAGUUCGGAGAAGAUAAUUCUUGUGAGAAAGUCUUUGAAUGAGGAAUAUAGGGUAGUUGUCAUGUUCACAAUAUACUCCCUAUGAAAUAAUUUACCAGAUGCAGGCAUACCUCGCUGAAUUGUGCAUUGCAGUUAUUGUGUUUUAUACAAACUGAAGGUUUGUGGCAACCCUGUGGUGAGCAAGACGAUCAGGUCCAUUUUCCCAACGUCAGGUGUGCAUUUCAUGUCUUUACGUCACAUUUUGGUAAUUCUCAGAACAUUUCAAACUAUUUCAUUGUUAUAUAGCUAUCAUGGUGAUCAAUGACCAGUGAUUUUUGAUGUUGCUAUUGUAAUUGCUUUGGGAUACCACAAAUUCUGCCCAUAAAAGAUGGUAAACCUAGUUGAUACUUGUUGUGGGUUUUGAAAGAAUAGUCAAAUAUACAAUCAUAUACCCCAACCUAGAUUCAAAAUUGUUAACAAUUUGCACGUUUAUUUUUUGUAUAUUUGUUGUACCAUUGAGAAUAAGUUUUAGACAUCAUGACACUUUACCCUUUAUUUAAUCAACAUGUGUAUCAACCAAACAUGAAGACAAUAUCAUAUAGCCAUUGUACCAUAAUUACCGUUAAGGAAAGUAUUCAUAAUUCUGUAAUCUCAUUCCAUUUUCAGAUUUCUUCAUUGGCUUCCAAACCAUCUUUUACAGCUAUUCAUAUUCAAAGGAGAAUCCAUUGCAGAAUCUGCAUUGCAUUUGGUUAUCUCUCUUUAGUGUAUUGUAGCCUGGAAAUCCUAUGAAUGUAGGCUCUCAAAUUUUGGUAGGUAUUAGAAUCAACAGUGGCACUUAGUAAAGCUACAGAGGCUUAAGCCCUAGCUUAUAAUUCUGGGCCUCUAUGUUUUUUAUUAUUUCUCCAGGUGAUUGUGAUACCAACCAGAGUUAGAGAGCCACUGACCUAGAACAUUUCUCCUUUCUCCUCAUUCUUUUUUUUUUUUUUUUUUUUUUUUUUUUUUUUUUUGCAGUUGCAAGAUUUAAUAGAGUGAAAACAGAGCUCCCAUACAAAGGGAGGGGACCCAAAGAGGGUAGUCGUUGCCGGCUCGAAUGCCUGGGUUUAUAUCCUGAUCAUUGUCCCUCCUGCUGUGCUCUCAGGCAAUAGAUGAUUGGCUAUUUCUUUACCUCCUGUUUUUGCCUAAUUAGCAUUUUAGCGGGCUCUCUUUCCUACCUGAUGGGUCGGGUGUGAGCUAAGUUGCAAGCCCCGUGUUUAAAGGUGGAUGUGGUCAACUUCCCAUCUAAGCUUAGGGAUUCUUAAUCGGCCUAGGAAAUCCAGCUAGUCCUGUCUCUCAGUACCCCCUCUCAACAGGAAAACCCAAGUGCUGUUGGGGAGGUUGGCCAACAACUGCUCUAAUUGCUUCCUGCUGAAUUGGGGUGUAGUAGGGGUUGUACAGUUGAGAUUUCCUCUGGAGGGGUGCCUUCGAUGUCAUUAACAUUGGAGCAUGGGCUAGCAGGCCGGUCCAGGGGUCCGCGGUAGAUUUUAGUCAUGGACUGCAUCUGGGGCUCCAUUUGAAGAACGAGUUGUGGCUUUACAGCUUCGAUUCUGGAAAAGACAAACUUAACAAGGAGGGGAUUAACUUAACAAGAUACAGGGAUUGAAAUGUAUGGCCUACAGUGCAGGGGAUUAUUUCUUUGGCACACUUCACAGGCCCUGACUAUCUGCUUGAUAGUUUUGAAAAGGCCUGGUCCAUCUCCUCAUUCUUAAAAAAUGAGAUUGAAUUUUGAUUAGCCCAGGAAAAUUGUCUAUGUGUUUAGAUUUCUUUCUUUAUAGUGUCAUUUAGCGUUGUUCUCUUUGUUGCAUAUUCUGUACAAGGGAAUUUGAGUCCAGAGGCUCUGUUAGGUCAGAUUAAACAUUUUGGAGAAGAAUACUUUGUAGGCUAUUUGUAUGUCAUGUUUUACUGUCAGAAAACAUUUAAGUACAGGUCCUUGCAUUAGUGAAACUAAGUUUGAUCAUUUGGGUAAGCUGGUAACCGCCAUAAGUCCAUUGUAAAGAUCUAAUUUGUAGUGGAUAAACAAUCUAUGGAGAGACUUUGACCUCUGAAUAUUUAUAGUCAUGUGUGUUUUAGCUGUGGAUUGAAUACAAAAUGAAAAUUGAAAUAGACUAUUCAAAAAUGAAUGCCAUUAAGGUUGUCAACAUAAGUCAACUUGUGUGAUAAGGCUGACAGUAUAUUCAUUACAAAAUUAGCACCCUCUAGUUUAUUCAGGGAGCCAAGAUUGUUUUGUCUGGAACCUUGUUUUUGUUCAGCAUUUAUCAUCAGCACCUAUAUAUAUCAUGGCUGGUACGUGAGCUGUUGAUAAACUUUGAAAAAAAUUAAGCCUUUAAAUCAAGCUAUAAAACAUGAUACCAUUGUGGCAUCAUGAAUUAGAGAGCUUAACUUUUUUAAAGAUCAAUAAUAAUCCUUUGUGAUUUUAUUCCAGUGCAUUUAAAAAUCUAUAAAAUGAUAAUUUAUAUUGAUAGCUUUCUUCUUUUUGUGAAUAUACCCUUAUCAGAUUAUUAUGCUUUUGAUAGACUACUUAAUUCUAUUUCUUAACAUUUAAUUGUAUCUAUAAUCAUAGGUAAAGUUAUAAUUUUCUAAACAGUUUUCAGGUUUUGUUAAUGCAAUGAUCUUAUAAAUCUUACAAAACGAGACUAUUUAAAACCUGGCUUUCUAGUCUCAUGUUCCUAUUUUUUAUUUCCACUUUCAUCUUUUUCAUAUUGAUUCUCUUUGACUUUCUUUUUUGAACUCAACAGAUUCCCCGGGUAUUAACCCAGCACAACUCCUUUAUGGGUCAUUGCACAUUCUGGUAUCUCAUUAAGAAUUGUCAUAAAAGAGAGAUCCCAGGAGGCCUUCCAGUGAAACUCUAUCAUCAUGCAAUCUUGGGAUUUCUAAGUUGGAAGUCACAGUCCCUUUGCAAACAUAAUAAAACACUUUAAAAUAUUUGCUAAAGUUACAAACCAAGUAUGUAAAAAUUUAAAAAUCACCUACUACUUUUAAAAGCAGAGAAGGCAUCCAUAGACUAUUUCCUUGCUUACAAGCUCAGUGAACAUACUGAAUUCACUUACAAAAAGAAUUUUCUCAAUUUUAGUUGCUUUUCAAAAAAUUCUUAUUCCUUUUAUUUGUAAUUCUUUGACAUUGGUGCUGCUUCACAGUUUUGAUAAUUGGACAGUUUGGUCUUUAUUAUGCUAUUAACAUUUUUACCUGUCCUGAAACAAGGAAAUACAAUCAAAGAAACAGAAGAUUGCUGGACCUUGAACCACAUUAUGAUAUCAGAUGACCCAGAGUCAUGGUUACUAAGUUGCUUAAAUUUUUAGUAACAAAGAUGUAUUAGAAAAUGACAGGUCAAUUAAAUAAUGGUUUUUUUGGAUACAUUUAAUUAUAUAAUCCCCUUAAGUUGUGCUUAGUCAGCAGUAUUUAAUCUGUUGUCUAUUAUAUAUCUAACUGGUCUGUUAUGUUUAUUAUAUAUUUAUGUAUUGCUUAUUCAUAUCUUAUUGGAGUAACUCAUUUUUAAAACAAUAUAUUUCAUCUCCUAGGAGAAGAGGAUCGAGUAUGUGUUUUUAUUCUUUUUCAUUAGGACAUUAGGGUAUUUUCUUAUUGUGAAAUGUAUUGAAUAUUUCGUUUAUUUGGUUUGUGAGUCUGACCUUCACUCCCUAGCACUGAUUUUUAUUUGGACCUCCUUUUACCUGAUUCAUAGGAGUUAUGAGUAGCCGUUAAUAUGGAUACAUUUUUCCCAUUUCUAGUACACUGCCCCUUCCAAAAGUGUCUGGCUUACUCAAACUUUUCUGUAUUUGUUCCAUCUUGCUUUUACAGAUCAAUACAAAUAGGUAACUAUACAUUCUAAACAAACAUCAAGUUGGUGGAAAAAAGGCAUAUGAACAGUUCUUUCUCACCUACUAUCAACAAACAGUAAAUUAAACAUUCCUAACUGCAGCCUCCUUUUGUAAAAUUUAUAACCAUUUAUCUUUUGAGUGUGACAUGAUACUAGAUGUAUGAUGAUUACAUGUUUUGUGUAUCAGUAUGAACAUGAUUUUUAACAGACUUGUUCCAAUGAACUAUUAUAGAGAUGGUCCCCAACAAUGUCAACUAACAAUUUCUCAGCUUUAUGAUGGUGCAAAAGUGAUAUGUUGCUAUAGUUUGGAUAUUUGUCCCUCCAAAUCUCAUGUUGAAGUUUGAUCUCAGUGUUGGAGGUGGGGCCUAAUGGAAGGUGUUUGGGUCAUGGUGGAAGAUCCCUCAUGAAUAAAUUAAUGCCCUCUCUGGAUUUAGGGGUGAGUGAGCUAUCACUCUGUUAAUUUUUGUGAGAGCUGGUUGUUCAAAAGAACCUGGCACCUCCUCCCUCACCCUCUUGUUUUCUCUCUUGCCAUGUGAUGUCUGCAUACACUGGCUCUCCCUUCAUCAUCUGCCAUGAGUGGAAGCAGCCUGAGACCCUUAGCAGAAGCAGAUGCCGCACCAUGAUUCUUGUACAUUCUGCAGAACAGUGAGCCAAAUAAACCUCUUUAUUAAUCA